AGGAUGACCUGGGAGCUGCACCUGCUGGUUCUGCUGGGGCUGGGACUUAGGUCCCAGGAGGCCCUGCCACCACCCUGUGAGAGCCAGAUCUACUGCCAUGGAGACCUCCUGCACCAAGUUCAGAUGGCCCAGCUCUACCAAGAUGACAAGCAGUUUGUGGACAUGUCACUGGCCACAUCUCCAGACGAAGUCCUGCAGAAGUUUGGUGAGCUGGCCACGGCCCACAACCACAGCAUCCCCAAGGAACAGCUUCAGGAAUUUGUCCAGAGUUACUUCCUGCCCGUGGGGCAGGAGCUGCAGUCCUGGACCCCUGAGGACUGGAAGGACAGCCCUCAGUUCCUGCAGAAGAUCUCAGAUGCCAAGCUGCGUGUCUGGGCCGAGGAGCUACACAAGAUCUGGAAAAAGCUGGGAAAGAAGAUGAAAACAGAAGUCCUUAGCCACCCUGAGCGGUACUCCCUGAUCUACUCAGAGCACCCCUUCAUUGUGCCCGGAGGGCGCUUCGUUGAAUUCUACUACUGGGACUCGUACUGGGUGAUGGAAGGCCUGCUUCUCUCUGAGAUGGCCUCAACGGUGAAGGGUAUGCUGCAGAACUUUCUGGAUCUGGUGAAGACCUAUGGACAUAUCCCCAAUGGUGGGCGUGUGUAUUACCUGCAGCGGAGCCAACCCCCACUCCUGACCCUCAUGAUGGAUCGAUACGUGGAUCACACCAAGGAUGUCGCCUUCCUUCAGGAGAAUAUUGCGACUCUCGCCUCAGAACUGGACUUCUGGACUGUGAACCGAACUGUCUCUGUGGUCUCAGGAGGACAAAGCUAUAUCUUAAAUCGCUACUAUGUCCCCUAUGGGGGACCCAGGCCAGAGGCCUACAGGAAAGAUGCAGAAUUGGCAAACUCGAUUCCAGAAGGGGACUCAGAGACUCUGUGGGCUGAGCUCAAGGCCGGGGCUGAGUCUGGCUGGGACUUCUCUUCACGCUGGCUGGUUGGAGGCCCAGACCCUCAAUUACUUAGCAGCAUCCGAACCAGCAAAAUGGUACCCGCUGACCUGAAUGCGUUCCUGUGCCAAGCAGAGGAGCUGAUGAGUAACUUCUACUCCAGACUAGGGAACGACACGGAGGCCACAAAGUAUAGGACCCUUCGGGACCAGCGCUUGGCCGCCAUGGAGGCCAUCCUGUGGGACGAGCAGAAGGGUGCUUGGUUCGACUACGACUUGGAAAAAGGGAAGAGGAACCUGGAGUUUUAUCCCUCCAACCUCACCCCACUCUGGGCUGGCUGCUUCUCAGACCCUAGUGCUGCUGACAGGGCUCUGAAGUACUUGGAGGACAACAAGAUCUUGACCUACCAGCAUGGGAUCCCAACUUCUCUUCGUAACACAGGCCAGCAGUGGGACUUCCCCAAUGCUUGGGCCCCACUGCAGGACCUGGUCAUUAGAGGUUUGGCCAAGUCAGCUUCCCCGCAGACUCAGGAGGUGGCUUUCCAGCUGGCCCAGAACUGGAUCAAAACCAACUUCAAAGUCUACUCCCAAAAGUCAGCCAUGUAUGAGAAGUAUGACAUCAGCAACGGUGGACAUCCAGGCGGAGGAGGGGAGUAUGAAGUUCAGGAAGGAUUUGGCUGGACAAACGGACUGGCCCUGAUGCUUCUGGACCGCUACGGAGACCAGCUGACUUCAGGGGCCCAGUUAGCUUCCCUGGGACCCCACUGUCUGGCGGUUGCCCUUCUUCUCAGUCUUCUGCUACAGUGA
Messenger RNA from Apodemus sylvaticus (European woodmouse), 1734 nucleotides. RefSeq names its product trehalase (gene Treh). Lineage: Eukaryota; Metazoa; Chordata; Mammalia; Rodentia; Muridae. The transcript has 15 exons. Gene Ontology annotation, molecular function: alpha,alpha-trehalase activity. Bases 4 to 1734 code for a protein of 576 amino acids. Gene Ontology annotation, biological process: trehalose catabolic process. The record is from RefSeq and is a predicted model, not a curated record.